This is a messenger RNA of Rhizopus microsporus ATCC 52813, 2044 nucleotides long. RefSeq names its product Dbl homology domain-containing protein. Gene Ontology annotation, molecular function: guanyl-nucleotide exchange factor activity; protein binding. NCBI's taxonomy places the organism in Eukaryota, Fungi, Mucoromycota, Mucoromycetes, Mucorales, Rhizopodaceae. The record is from RefSeq and is a predicted model, not a curated record. Gene Ontology annotation, biological process: intracellular signal transduction. Gene Ontology annotation, cellular component: cytoplasm. The transcript has 6 exons. Bases 232 to 1941 code for a protein of 569 amino acids.
ACAACGUCAUUUUAAAAAUUUGCUUAGGAUAAUACAUUUCCUAAAAGGCACAAGAUAACUACUGAAAAUAACCAUCAACAAUCGUGGUCAUCAAGUAAUACUCUUUAUAAAGAUUAUGGCACCAACAAAAAGAACCGUACCAGAUCAGUUCCUAGCUCAUCCUCUUCUCCGUCCUUACCGUUAAUUAAACGAUCAACCACAGGCUCAAGCAUUUCAUCUACGAGUUCUACCAUGUCUACUAGCUCUUGGGCUCAAUGGUUCUCUACGCCCCCUUCUCUUCCACCUAUACCUUCCAAGAAAAAACCUACAUCACCCGAAAAACGUGCUCGAGUGAUCAGAGAGUUGAUAGAGACAGAAAAGAGCUAUCAGUCAGACAUGGAGUUGGUUCAAGAGAUCUACUGUGAUCAAGUACCACUUUCAAAAUUAGAAAAAAAACAAGUGUUUGUCAACUUGACUGAUAUCAUCGUGUUUGAAAAGGAGUUUACUAGAUCACUCUGUCAAAUUGUAGACGGUGAUAAUAACGUGGGGCUACUCUGCCAAAUAUUUACAAACAUGAUGGGUCCAAUGGAACGUGUCUAUACUGAGUACUGCAAAAGGCAUGAAGACGCACUGUGUAAAAUACAAGAGCUCAGUCAGUCAAAUGAUACUGUUCAAGCUUACCUCAAAAAAUGUCAGCAAGAUAUUCAGGGACGCACAACAUGCUGGGAUCUACCAAGCUUGUUGAUCAAACCAGUACAGCGAGUACUCAAGUACCCUCUACUCCUCAGGGAGAUACUUCAGCUCACACCAGAGUAUGAUGUUGACUAUGACCAAUUGGUAAUAGUCACAAGCAGAAUGGAACAAGUAGCUGAUCACAUCAAUGAAAUCAAGAAACGAAAAGAUAUAGUUGAACAACUUUUGGUGAAUGAUCACAAAAAGAAAGUAGUUCAUAGUUUAAACAAGAAGUGGACACGAAAGGUGUAUUUGAAGAAACAGCACAGUGCUGCAGGUACACAGGAUGCCUUGUUUGACAAUAUCUAUCGACAGUUCGAGAGUCGACAAGAAAGCAUAAAACAGUUUGAGAAGCAAGCGCUUGAAUGGCUCACCAAGAUCAAAGAAAGUGAACUUUCUCUAAAGGAAUUAUUGUCUUCUUUUGAUAAACAAGACAACAUUCUAAUUGAGCAACUGUUAUCUCAAAUAGCACAUGAUAUAGCUUCAACGGAGACAAUGAUUCAGAUCUCCGUUUGCAAUAGGGUUGAAUCAUUUUUGAAACUCUUCAAGAAUCCAAUGCAUGUCAUUCAAAAGCGUAACCGGAAAUGGAUCGAUUAUGACCGAGCUUGCCAUAUCUUGUCAAAGGGAGAGGUGCCUGACAAGCAACUACAAGCAGAAGCCGAGGCCUAUGUAUCAUUGAAUGCUCACCUCUUAGAUGAACUGCCCAUUUUUUUGUCAUUGACCUCAAAUUAUUUCGAUAUCGUGCUUGAUGAAUUUGUCGGCAUUCAAGCAUUCUACUGGAGACAAAGACAAUUUGCUUGGCGGCCUCUCCUACGAUCGGCGUUUGAUAUGGAAUGGGCAUCAAUCGAUUCGGAACAUACAGCACAGAUCAGCCAAGUGCAACGGAAACUCUCUGUUCUAUUAAACGAUGAUGAAGAAGAACACGAUGAUGAGGGGCCUGUGAUGAGCUGGGUUGAUUUUUUACACGAAGCCAAGACAAAGAGUAGUAAAGACGAUAUACCAUACAUCCCAUCUAUACACGAUACUCAAAAGGGACUCUUUGAUGAACCCGUGUUUCGAUGUACAGUGUUGACUGAUUAUGAAACCAAAGAAAAGCUUAAAGUACAAAAGGGAGAUGUAAUACAAGUAUGGUUAAUCACUUCAGAUAAAGAUGAUGAACAGUGGUGGUAUGGUAGUAUGGACUCACAUCAAUAUGGUUGGUUUCCUUCUUCUAUCUGUAAAAAGCUAUAAUACAUUAUACAUAUACAUAAUUAUCACCCGUAAUCGUAGUAAUAAUCUCUUAAUAAACUUUUGAUUUUUGUGUAUUUCUGUGUAGGAGAGAGGAGAGAGGGGC